CUAAUCGGACAGGAAGUCCCAUGGUUAGAUGCAAUGUGUGUGUUGUGCGUGGAUAGAUAACGACAUACGGACACAAAGAGUAGCGAUCAUCUGAGGUGCACCCCAGAAGCUUAGACACCGGUUUCUGGCAGCAUUAUCACAUUGCAUCGCAUUAAACGGAAGAGCACGAAUCCUCCACGCAGAUCCACUGAUGACAUUUAAGCAGAUGAAGUUCCCAUUGUCAUGCAUUAUACGACUGACAGACCGCAACGGUUGGAGUUAAAAAUCAUCUACUAAAGAAACAAAGUCACCUACAUCUUGGAUGCCCUGGGGGUCGGUGGUACUAAGUGAAGGGCCGUGUAAAAGAGGGUUGUAGAGAAGAACCCACUGUGCGGUGUGUGUGGGUGUGUGUGAGUGAGUGAGUGUGUGUGUGGAAGGGGGCUCUCAGUCAUGGGUGUGGUGGCGUGGCUGAAGAGCCUGUUCGUACUGCAGCUCUUGAUUGGUUUUGUGUUUGUGGUGAGCGGCCUCAUUAUCAACUUCAUCCAGCUCUGCACCUGUGUGCUGUGGCCCAUCGACAAACAGCUGUACCGCAAGAUCAACACCAGACUCUCCUACUCGCUAUGGAGCCAGUUGGUGAUGUUGUUGGAGUGGUGGUCUGGCACAGAGUGCACGCUGUACACCGAUCAGGCCACAGUGGAUAAGUUCGGCAAAGAGCAUGUCAUCAUCAUCCUCAACCACAACUAUGAGAUCGACUUCUUGUGUGGCUGGACCAUGUGUGAGAGAUACGGCGUACUGGGGAGUUCUAAGGUUCUGGCUAAACACGAACUGCUGAAAGUGCCUCUGAUUGGCUGGACGUGGUACUUCCUGGAAAUAGUUUUCUGUAAGCGGAAGUGGGAAGAGGACAGGGAAACCGUCUUUAGUGGGCUGAACCGUCUCCGAGAUUACCCAGAAUACAUGUGGUUCCUGCUGUACUGUGAAGGAACGAGAUUUACAGAAAAGAAACAUCAGAUAAGCAUGCAAGUUGCUGAGAGUAAGGGCCUUCCAAAACUGAAGUACCACCUGCUGCCCCGCACCAAAGGAUUCACCACUACACUGCAAUGCCUGAAGGGAACAGUAAAAGCUGUGUACGAUGUCACGCUGAACUUUAAAGACAAGCAGAACCCGACCCUGCUGGGCAUCGUUAGCGGGAAGAAAUACAAAGCAGACAUGAGCAUCAGGCGCUUCCCUGUGGAGGAGAUUCCUGAUGAUGAAAAGGAGUGUGCUAAUUGGUUACACAAGCUCUACCAAGAGAAGGAUGCAUUACAAGAGCACUAUGAGAAGGAGGGUAGUUUCCCCGGCCCCACCAUCAUACCCAAACGUCGAGUUUGGACUCUGCUGAACUUCCUGUUCUGGGCUACUCUCCUGCUUUCUCCUCUUAUUAACUUUGCCUGGGAUGUCUUUGUUAGCGGCUCUCCCCUCCUCAUCAUUGGCUUCAUGAUCUUCCUCAUUGUCGCUUCUGUAGCAGUUCGCCGGCUCAUUGGAGUAACCGAAGUAAACAAGACAGGAUCCAGCUACGGCAACGUAGAGGCCAAGAAGGAGAACUAAACAUUUUCACCGUGUCAACACCGUGUGGCCACUGUAACGCUCACCCUACGGUCCAGCCUCAGGCACAGAGCUGCCCUGUGUGCAGUUAUCCUUCUUUUUACAAAAAAAUAUAAUUAAAAAAAAAAAAAAUGAAUGAAAUAUUCAAAAUCUCUUCAUUGCAGCAUUAGGAGGUAUAUAGGGAUAUAACUAUAAAUAUAACUUAAUACGCUAGUCUAAAAACAUUGAUAAUUUUUAUGAACCAACUAAAUGGGAAAUAGAGGAGAAGAAACACUCAUCAGCUGCGAAUCGAUGCCGUAUCCCCCGGCGGAGAAAGAUGAGAUGCCCAAGAGAGAGCAACUGCUGAUUCUAAUCACCCUAUCAGUGACUUUUCCCUCCUGUUUAGCCCCGCCCUUUAUGGGCAUAAGACCGCCCAUUUUCCCAAACAAGCCCACUUGCUGUCUUAGUUCUCAAUUAAUAUUUAUCAUCUCCAGAAGUGCUCUGUAACACUUCCUUCUCUGCAUCUACACUAUCAGUACCUCCAUAUCAGUAGCCGUUUCUUCACAACGUUUCUCUUUGGAUCUUCACCCGAAGCCACACUGAGUCACUCGGACUGAUUUUCUAUGCUAAGAAUUUCACGUCACGGGCCGGCAGAGCAUGCUGCAGUUAAGGAAGCCACACAGCCCAGCCAAACAGAGAUGAGAUCAUGUCACGUCACACUCCCUGACUAACAAAUGAACUGCUGUAGAUCUUUGUUGGUUCUAUUGCAGCUGGAGUGACAUUGGUGGAAACUGUUAUAUGACCAACUUGACAUUAAUAGAAAUGGAUUGCGCAGGGUUUCUAAGAAAAAGCAUGUCUUCUGUAACUUCCCCUUUUUGAGACCUUUUCACAAUGGUGUCUUAUCCCACUCCAUCACCAUUGCAUCACUGGGUAUACUGAAUAAGCAAUACAUGUUUUCUACCAAUGUACUCCUAUUCACCUAGAGCAGGGGUGUCCAGACUCUGUCCUGCAGAGUUUUGCUCCAACUUGCCUCAACUCACCUGCCUAGAUGUUUUAGUGUGCCUAGUAAGAGCUUGAUUAGCAGGUGUGUUUAAUUGGGGUUGGAGCUGAAUUCUGCAAGACAGUGGCCCUCCAGGAGCACGAUUGGACAUCCUUAAUCUAGAGCAUCUCUUUAGUUAGUCUGCAAUUUUGUCCAAACAAUUAAAGGCCCAUGGACUGAGAUUCAAUUGCCCACCAUCUCUAGCCAUGUGUAAUCAAUAAAAUAUAGGGGUUAAAGAGUGAGAUACUGAGAGUAGCUGAAUGACCAAGAAGAAAACGAUCAGUUGUGUCAAUAAACUAAGAUUGUGAAACCUGUUUAGUGUGAACUAAUGACACUAAUGGUUUGUAAAUAAACUUUAGAAGUUUCUUCUUGAACCAAA
Messenger RNA from Ctenopharyngodon idella (grass carp), 2957 nucleotides. RefSeq names its product 1-acylglycerol-3-phosphate O-acyltransferase 3 (gene agpat3). Gene Ontology annotation, cellular component: endoplasmic reticulum; endomembrane system. The transcript is spliced from 11 exons. The record is from RefSeq and is a predicted model, not a curated record. The coding region runs from base 430 to 1563 and encodes 377 amino acids. Gene Ontology annotation, molecular function: 1-acylglycerol-3-phosphate O-acyltransferase activity. Lineage: Eukaryota; Metazoa; Chordata; Actinopteri; Cypriniformes; Xenocyprididae.